AUGGCUGAACCAGCCCUGGAAGGAGCGGAGGCUCCCCCCGCCGAGGCUCCGGCUCCCGCCUCUACCCAGGCGCAAGUGAGCAAGAGCCGCGACCCCAACAGGCCGCUCACGUUCCGCUACUGGUCUCGCCCGACCCACCUCCAGUACAAGUAUCUGUACGACUACCGCCAUAACUACUACAACGACGUCAUCGACUACCUGGACCGACGCUCCCGCGGCCUCACCCGCGAGAUCCCGCGCCCGCAGACCUGGGCGGAACGCGCGCUCCGCACCUACAUGUCCAGCAGCUCCGAGGCCAGCGCUCGCCGCCAGAAGGACAUCGAGCUGCUGAGCAGCAUCCGCAGCAGCAACUACAGCUACCAGUACCACUCCAGGGACUACUUGAUCAGGAGGUACCCGGCCCUCUCCUACUGA
Gryllus bimaculatus (two-spotted cricket) is the source of this 414-nucleotide messenger RNA. The record is from the annotation of a GenBank genome assembly. NCBI's taxonomy places the organism in Eukaryota, Metazoa, Arthropoda, Insecta, Orthoptera, Gryllidae.